Stereum hirsutum FP-91666 SS1 is the source of this 1056-nucleotide messenger RNA. RefSeq lists its product as uncharacterized. Lineage: Eukaryota; Fungi; Basidiomycota; Agaricomycetes; Russulales; Stereaceae. The record is from RefSeq and is a predicted model, not a curated record. The transcript has 3 exons. Bases 128 to 520 code for a protein of 130 amino acids.
AUCCCUCUCUCCAGCCCACCUCCUCGCUGCCCGCCCACUCUACGAGAUAUGUCUGCCACUGCUACUUGUUAUGCCCAUAGAUGCGUUGCGAUGAGGCUACGGUCUCCAACGACAUCGCGCACGUCCAAUGUGCAGAGUCCACUCGGCAACGACAGUGACGAUGUGCAAGAGGCAGAUUACGCUUUCGUGCGUCGAGCAAUCUGCAGCAAAUGUCUCUUUUCCCGCGCUUUUUGCGACGUUAUCGCUAUUUUUCUCUGGGACAAUUGUUUCCUACGGGCUCGAUACCGCUUCCUUGUUAUUCAUGUGCGUUUUAACCCAUAGGACAAAAUUUCCCCCUUUUUUCCCCUCUACACUGGGACCAUCCCCGCUUUCCCCCAAGUUUGUUUCAUCUUUGUUACUGCUUUUUGCAUUUGAAAUCCAUCGGGCUGGGGCAAUAGCUGUCGCCAGAGCAUUUCCGUUCACUCGCAAUAUCGGUGCCAAUUUUCACCACUCCGAGGGUCUGGUAGGUGAACAACGCUAACUCCAGGUUUUCCGACAUCCAAUCUUCGCCAUGCGCGUCUUAGCCUUGACAAGAUGUCUCUGCCGACCGAUACAGCUGGCCCUUCUACGCGCUCUCUGCACAACGGUAGCGUCUUCUUCCAGACUUCCAAGAAAUGCGCUCCUUGAAGGUCGACUGAACCGAAGUGUGGCCCAAAUAUUGGUUAGGUCUUUCGCAAUUGCGGCCGAAGGUCUGUCUCGUUUGGCUGUGUGUGCAUGACACUGCCGUGUUAUUUUCUCCUAGCUUCGCGUCCCAAGGCUAUCACCCAUGGAUACUUUAUCGCUACCGUGUCUCACUGCCUGCCUGCCUGCCUGUCAUCCCUGCGUUACUCUGUCAACACUUCUCGCGUAUCAUGUGCCCUCUAUCUGUCCUCAGCAGGCGUUGUUCGUUCCUUCCAAGAUGGAUGUGCUGGGUUGUUAUAUUCCGAAGGAGAAUACUGGCGUGAUGAGACGUGUCCAGAUUUGUGCUUGUCGUGUCCUGCGGGGGUGUUGGGAUAUGUGCUGCUGACAACUGGUUGA